Molecule: messenger RNA, 1212 nt
Organism: Cyclocybe aegerita
Lineage: Eukaryota; Fungi; Basidiomycota; Agaricomycetes; Agaricales; Hemipholiotaceae
Source: the annotation of a GenBank genome assembly
AUGUCCUCUGCGUCUUCCAUUCAUCUCAGGCCGCCCUUCCGCGCCGAACAUGUCGGCUCUUUACUCCGUCCCAACGCGCUUUUUGAGAAGCGCAAGGAGGUGGAAGCCACCAAUACCAUCCCCCACGAUCUCAAAGCCGUCGAGGACGAAGCCAUUAAGCAUGUCGUUAAGCUUCAGCAGGACGUGGGCAUUAAGACCAUUACGGAUGGAGAGCUCAGAAGGGGUUAUUUCUACGAAGGUGUCUUCAAUAACCUUGAAGGCAUUGUAGAGCUUCCCGAUCGUCCUAUUGCCACUUUCAAACCGUAUAUUCCCCAUAUCGCCGUGAUGUACGCUGCAGGCGUCCAGGAAUCUCCAUCCGCCUUUUGCAACGGGAAGAUCAGAAGAACUAAGCCUUUCUACGUGGAUGAAUUCAAGUAUAUGAAGUCUCUUGUUGCGCCAGAGGAUGUCAAGAAUAUCAAAAUAACGAUGUGCUCGCCGGUGUGGUUCCAUCAGCGCCAUGGAUCCGACGAAACCUACGAUUUAUCGGUGUACAAGAAUGACGAUGAUUACUUCGAUGACCUCGGAGUUGCUUACCGAGAGGAGAUUAGAGAAUUGUACGAUCUGGGUUGCCGGCACAUUCAAAUUGACGACCCCACGUUCUGCUAUUUCUGCAGCGAGAACAUGAUAACCGGGAUGGAAAGAGCCGGCGUCGACCACGAAGCGUUGCUUGACACAUACAUUCGCGCCAUAAAUGUUAUCACCCAGGAACGUCCAAAGGACUUGACUGUCAGCGUUCACAUGUGUCGUGGAAACUUCAAGGGUGGAGUUCAUUUCGCAGAGGGAGGAUACGAGAGAAUUGCUGUGAAGCUGUUCAACACGCUUGACGUCGAUGUCUUCUAUCUCGAGUACGACACGAAACGCGCAGGCGAUUUUACGCCGCUCAGAUUCCUGCCCCUAGACAAGACUGUGGUCCUCGGGCUUGUGACGACCAAGAACCCACAGCUUGAAUCAGUUGAGGAACUCAAAGCGCGAGUCGAUGAGGCGGUAGAAGUUCUGCGUCAAGGAAGUCCGAAGCGCUCUAGGGAAGUCGCGUUGAACCAACUUUGUAUUAGCACUCAAUGCGGCUUUGCCUCGGUCUGGGAGGGAAAUCCGGUCACAGAGGAGGACGAAAGGAAGAAGCUCGCGCUCCUCGUCGAAGCCGCAAAACAAAUCUGGCCACCGGAAAUGUCCUGA